CCCCCUUCUAUAAAUCAACCUUCCCGGACCUUCUCUGUCUCUCUUUCUCUCCUCUUCUGCUCCCUAGAUCUUGGAUCUCCGGGGUUUUUGGGUCAUUUUGGUAAUUAAGUAGAAGUCCAUGGGCCUUCUCGACAAGCUCUGGGACGACACCGUCGCCGGGCCCCGGCCGGAGACCGGACUCGGCAAGCUCCGGAAGUACUCCUCCUUCACCUUCCGGCCGAGCUCCGGCAAAGAGGAGGCGAUGGACGGAGGGAUUGCGAAACCGGCCGGCACGGAGGAGGAGCCAAAGGUGACGAGGACUAUAAUGAUAAAGAGGCCGACGGGCUGCCCUUCGCCGGGAAACGGGACGCCGCCGUCGUCCCCGGCGGGAUCGACGCCUCCGGUGUCUCCAUUUUCCGGAGGCGGAAGAGAGUGGAACCGGUUUAGAAGGAAAUCAGCGUCGGAUGCAUUUGAGAAAGGAGGAAUGGGUGGUGUCGGACCACGGAAUCCUGCUCCUCCUUACGAGGUGUGAGCUCGACUAAGCUCCCACCUCUAUCCUUUUUUGCUGCUAGACCAACUUCCACUCCAAGCAAGAAAGAGAAAGAAGAACCAACGAGCGGAGAGUGAAUGAGAGAGGGAGACAGUUUCUUUCUUCAAUGUUCAUGGCUAUGACGUAUGUAGAAGUAUGUAACUUUAGUUGCUGCUGUUGGAUGUGGUUUGGUAGUUCAUCAAUGUGAAUAAUGAGGAAGGGAGCUAUGUGCGUGCUUUUGGUCUCUUGAGUGGUUCUAGUGUCUGUUCUUUUCUGUUUUGUGAGGUAGGGUGUGGGAGUAGUGUGAGAGUGCUGGAUGAUGUACUGUGACGUGUUGUUAUAUUGGCAUGUGGUAGCUUUGUUUUGUAUAUAUUGUAGUGGUUGCAGUUGGUGCUCUUUCUAUGCUGAAUGAUGUUACUACUUA
Molecule: messenger RNA, 932 nt
Organism: Elaeis guineensis (African oil palm)
Lineage: Eukaryota; Viridiplantae; Streptophyta; Magnoliopsida; Arecales; Arecaceae
Source: RefSeq, a predicted model, not a curated record